This is a messenger RNA of Lactuca sativa (garden lettuce), 749 nucleotides long. The record is from RefSeq and is a predicted model, not a curated record. NCBI's taxonomy places the organism in Eukaryota, Viridiplantae, Streptophyta, Magnoliopsida, Asterales, Asteraceae.
AUACGCAACUAUUAAUUUCACUUGGUUAUUCUCCUACCCUCCAUAUCUUUAUGUGCGUAUCUCUCUCUGACCAUUUGACCCUUCAAAUCUCUCUGUAAAAUCUUGUUUUGUAAAAGCCUUAAAGAAAGCUCAAAAGUUUCCAAAAUGAGGAACAUAUAUCCUCACAUAUUGCUUCUUGUCAGUAUAGUUUUCUUGGCACUUGACCUUGGUGAAAGCCUCCAUCCUCAUCAUUUUACUUACAAAGUGAAAGGUGGUUAUGGUGAAUCCCAAAAUCAUAAGCAUCCCAAGGAAGGGAAAAACGUAGAACUUGGAAUGGAUUUAUACCCUACAGGAUCAAGCAUACCAGAUUGCUCACAUGCAUGUGGGCCAUGUUUUCCAUGUAGGAGAGUGAUGAUAAGUUUCAAGUGUUCCAUGCCUGAAUCAUGUCCUGUUGUCUACAGGUGUACUUGUAGAGGCAGAUACUAUCAUGUUCCAUCGAAUUGAUAUGUAUCUAUUGAUCAUGCAUGGGUAUAUUAAAUUGAACUUAUGGUAUAAUGUGGCUCAUGAAGGGAAAUUUGUAGUGGUGACAUAGUUGCUGAAGUUGAAUAUUUUGGAAUCUAAAUUGAUAUUGAGUUUUGUAGAUAUGAUCUUUCAUGAUCGUAGUUUUGUCAGCAGGUUUUUUUUUCAUGUUAAUUUUUGCUAGGUUAUUGUAUGUUCUUGUGAUUUGGGUUUAUUUGAAAUUGGUGUAAGAAUUCAGAAUCUUAUUUGAA